This is a messenger RNA of Trypanosoma conorhini, 2433 nucleotides long. RefSeq lists its product as uncharacterized. The transcript has a single exon. Lineage: Eukaryota; Euglenozoa; Kinetoplastea; Trypanosomatida; Trypanosomatidae. The record is from RefSeq and is a predicted model, not a curated record. The coding region runs from base 1 to 2433 and encodes 810 amino acids.
AUGGACACCCUCGCCUAUGUGUGCAGGGAACGAAACGCUAACGCCGUGCGUUUCGAGGUGCCGCUUAUCUCCGUCAAGGCAAAUGCGUUUGGUGAUGAAGUGCCGGCGCUGAUGUCGUCUCAUCGCAGACUUCUCUGCAUGAACGUGAAACAACCUAACCGUCUUCGGGUUCUUUACCGCCAAGGAAAGUACGUCGAGGCGGAGGUGGGCGCGCCGGUGCUCCGCCACUUGGUCUCCUCGGAGGGCCACCUUGACUACUGCGCCUUCUUCGCUGUCGGUGGGGAGAGUGUGUCGCGUCUGAAGCCUGUGAAUUAUGCAAAUGGGGAGACCAAAAUCCUUUUGCAAGAGGUGAAUCUGCAGGAGGAGCUCUAUGGCGUCGCGGUGGGCAGUGGCGAAACCGCCUACGCGUUGGGCAAAGCGCACAUCUUUGAGGUGGACAUGGAGGCCGCCACCAAGAAGGCGACGAUGGAUCUUGCGUCGAAGACGCUUGUGAGGUACCCCGUGAUCGGCUACCACCACGAGGCGAAGCUGCUACUCGCCCCUGCGAAGCAAAACUGCCUCGACCUCAUCUCUACCGAUACCCGCAAGAGUAUUCUGCCAAAGGUAUGGGAACCCCAUGGGGGUUCUGUCCCAACAGCUGCCUUCUUUCUCCAGCGACGUGGUUUUGCAAAUGAGUCUGCCGGAAAUGUGUUUAUUGUCACGGCGACCUGUGGCAACACAGAACUUCGUCUCUGGUGCUACAAUAAGACGAAGCAGACUUUUUCACUUAUGCAGGAUCUAUGCAUUUCCGUUGAAACUGAUGCUGAUACUACAGAAGCCAAUAAAGAAGAAGAAUCAUUUUUAAUCAGUUGUACGGCAACAGAGGAAUACAUUACAUUGUGCUCCAAGCGUCAUUCGCUUGCGGUUGUAGUGGAAUUGCAUCGAAGCAACUUUAAGGUAGAUCGUGUCACAUCAUGGAAACUGCAGGGUCCUGCAAUUGCCAGUGUGGCGAUGGUGGGGAAGGUUGCGGAGUCGGCUCUCAGCGGCUCUGUAGCGUACCAGCUGAUGCUUGGAGUUCGUACCGCGAGCGGUUUCUUUGAAGAGGUCUUGGAUGUAGAAAAGCUCGUUGGCGCCUCUAACACAGCCACAAUGAAGCAAAAUUCUGUUGCCAAGUGGUUUCCGCAGCAUGAAACGGAGGGUAAUGUUAUAGCAGCGAAACUUCCAACGGCACUAACAGCCGUGUCUUCCUCUGUUCUAGGUGACAAGACGACGAAUGCGGUUUCACAGGCUAUGGCGUCAAGGAUAGUGCGUCAGCAGGCGUCUCAGUUCUGUGACAAAUUGCGUAGCAUUGAUGAGCGUGUCGUUGAUUUGCAGAAACGAGCUUCGGAGGCGAUGCGGCUCUUUCAGGAAACACGUGCAAGAGAGGAGGCGCAGACGAUUGGCCGCAAGUUUGCCACACGCAAUAAAGGAAGACUGGAGCUCUUGCAGCAGCAGCAACAAGAGCAACAAGAGCAAUCUCUCGCGGUUGAGUCUCCUGAAACCCUCAAUGCAUCCCAACAAGAAUUCUUGGAUCAAAUUCACGCCAUCCUGGAAGAGGUGGACCCUGGUGCAGCGGAGUCAGCAGAGAGCACCGUGAAGGCAGUUCUUACCCAACGCCUAAAGGAUGCAGUGGCAAAGGGCGCGAAGGAGGCGGAGCAGAUGGAUCUUGGGAUUGUGGUCCCAACUAUUCGCUCUACUGAUAGCAUGCGUGUGUUUAGUAACGGUACUGAUUCUGCCAUGCGGGUGCUUAUUCGUGCCAUCAAGGACCACCAUGCCUUGAUGCAGGCGCCCCUCAAGGCCUCCACCAACGCGUCUGCAGAAUGUAUUACCAAGGCUAGGGAAUUUGGGGCCUCGAUUAAGCAUGAGAUGAAGAAGCUCUCAGAGGAGCUUAACGAAACGAAAAACGCGGUGUCGCAAUUGAGCGUUGUGGCGGUGCCGGUGGCCCCAGACGUCCUCGUCUCAAGGGCUGUGGCAGCAGCUGAGGCAAAUGACUGGACCACUGCCUUUAAUAUUGCUUUGGCGGCAUCUGACAUCGCCGUUUUGUUGGGUUUCCUACAAAACGAGGUGUGCACUGAAAACAUGUCAACAAUCACUCGGCCGCAAGCUAUCUCUUUGACUGCCUUCCUGAGUUUGUGUCUGCAGUUGUCCUUUGAGCUGAAUUCGCAGCCGGAGCUCAUUCCGUUGCGCAUCCAAAUUAUGGAUGCCUUCUACGUGGAGUGGGACGAUGCAUUGAAAGAGAUCAAGCAAAAGGCGACAGAGGACGCCAGUGAGAAAAACUCUCUCUUUGAGCUCUCAAAACAAGAGCUUGGGCGUGUGUUGGAGCCGUUGAGUGGUGUAGAUGACAGCGUGAUCGACCGUCGCAGCCGCAAUCGCCUUCGUCUGCUAAGGAGGUUGAUCGGCUCCUUCCUUGCGUAA